AUGACCGGUAUCUGCACAUCUGGCCAGGGCAAGGCUCGGAUUCGCGCAACGAGGCGGCCACUCGGUAACUCUGGGAACGCUUCCGGAAGCAGUGGUGCGGUCUUCGCACCAGGGUCUUACUUAACGGCGCGCGAUGGCCCCUAUCCCUGGAUUCACUGCCACCACCAUCCAUUAUAUCGACUCCUACAGCCGUGGAAAGCGGAUCUUCUCGUGAAAUAUUACCAGAAGAUGGCCGGGUAUCGGCCAUAUAACUUUGAUUCUAAGGCAAACUUUCUAUCCCAUUUCGGAAAUGUUUCUCCAGGAGGCAGACGAACCGCAAGUGCGGUUUGGCCGUCGGCCUAUGACUAUUCUUUGGCCGAUGGCGAAUCCUUCCUUGUCAUCUUCUCGAGAGAAUGGAACGAAGCUUAUCGCGCCACCUGCACAGAUGUCCUGUUCGCUCAGAGUGUAACGCGCAGGCGAAUGUAG
Messenger RNA from Guyanagaster necrorhizus, 465 nucleotides. RefSeq lists its product as uncharacterized. The transcript is spliced from 3 exons. The record is from RefSeq and is a predicted model, not a curated record. NCBI's taxonomy places the organism in Eukaryota, Fungi, Basidiomycota, Agaricomycetes, Agaricales, Physalacriaceae. Bases 1 to 465 code for a protein of 154 amino acids.